Messenger RNA from Frieseomelitta varia, 1796 nucleotides. RefSeq lists its product as uncharacterized. The coding region runs from base 36 to 1148 and encodes 370 amino acids. Lineage: Eukaryota; Metazoa; Arthropoda; Insecta; Hymenoptera; Apidae. The record is from RefSeq and is a predicted model, not a curated record. The transcript is spliced from 2 exons.
AGACACACGCAUUUGGUAUUUCGCACAUAGAUAAAAUGCCACUGUGCAAAUUUAUAAAUGCUGACAUGACGUCUGCAAGCGAUGACGUUUUCUUGAUGCAAGCACUUCAGGAAAAUGAAAAAUUGUCAAUGACAUUGGGAAGCGAACUUCAUAAAUCAAGGCAAUUUAUAUAUGGAAAUGAACUUUUAAAAUGUGAGACUAAAAAUAAAUUUAAAGAUGAUCUAAUUGACCACAAUGUUGUAUUAAUGAAACAGAAUACAGAAGAAAAUAAUGCAAUGACAAAAUACUCAUCUAAACUAGAUCAUGUUUAUGAAGAAGUUAAUGCUCUUGAAUGUGAUAUUAUGGAUUAUUACGAAAAAUAUAGCCCUACUACGGCGAAAACUUUGAUAAAUACACUUUUUCUUCCUCUAUAUAAAAUUUGUAAAAAAUGUGCCAGUUUACAAGGUAGUCCAGUAUACUCUGAUCGUUUAAUAUAUACAAAGAAGCCAUUGUAUGCGAGAGAAGUUCAUUUAUUUCAACAAAACGAAACUUUACAGUUUAAGUAUUGCUCAGAAAAUGGUAAACAUGACAAUACGUUAUAUUUGCAAUACGAUGAUGCUCGGCAUUGCUUGUUAGUUCAUAAUUAUUUAAAAACUAAUGCUUCCAGUAUAUUCUACUUUUAUGGCCUACCACGAGAUAUUUUUGAUUUAAAAACAAUAUUAAAACCAAAUAUUUUGGUUAUAAAUAAUAAUGAAAAAGAAAUAGUAAAUACAGAGUUAUAUCAUCGGUGUACAAGUAAUUUUUAUACAAGAAUAUCAAGUAAUGGUAUUGCACCUACAGCAUUUCAUAUGAAUCAUAAUAAUAUUUUAAAUUCUAUAAAACAUGUUGGAUACGAUACUGAUUUGCAAAAUUGGAUGAACUAUCGUAACGAUGUAUUUCGAUCAUACAGUUUCAAACAGGAUGAUGUAAUUGAUCAUCGUGCGAAUAGAUCCAGUUUGUUAUUGUUAGAACCAUUGCUGUUAAUGCCAGAAGUAGGAAAUUCUAGGUACAGGCAAGGAAAAAAUCGUACACAAUCAGAACACGUAAAAAUAGUAAAAAUAGUAACUGCAUAUACUCUUUCUUUCUUCAUUUUAGCAAUAAUCACAUUUUAUAUAGUUUAUUUCACUUAAUAAAAUGUGACUAGAGUUCAACUAAAACAUAAUAUUCAUUUGCACUUAUUCUUUUGUCUCUUGCAUAAUAUAUUUGGAAAUAUAUUUUCGUUCUAAUUUUAUUUAAAAACUUAUAUAUGAAACGACAUAAAUAUUAAUUGUAUCUUUUAUUCAUAUAUUUUUUGCACAAAACUUUCAUAUGAUAAAUUUAAUAUAAACUGUAUUUUUGUUGUUGUUAUUAUUAUUAUUAUUAUUAUUGUGAAUUGUUAUAUCCUUUAUCAUGCUUGUUUCAUAAAUUAUCAAGAAUUGUUACCGUAAUUAAAAAUUUAUUGAUCUUUAUAUAGUUAUGCAAAACAUUUUUACAUUGCUUUAGAAAAUUAUUUAUAUGUAACUUUAUGAAAGCAUAGCUGAAAGUAUACAAAAAAUAUUACAUUUUAUAUAAAGUAAAUAUUUCAACUUCAGAAGAUAUAUUUAUAUAUAUUUUUAAUAUUGUAAAAUGUAAUUAAGGGAAUACUCAAAUAAGGUUACUGGAAUUCGUUAUUUCCUAUUAAUACAUUAAAUAUUUAUUAGCAGAUACGACUAUUGCACGUAUAUUUUAGAUACAUAAUAUUUUCUUAACUGUUUCCAUAUCUGUAGGAAAUAUUUGCAAUAAAAUUAAUAUACAUAUUU